Molecule: messenger RNA, 1181 nt
Organism: Mauremys mutica (yellowpond turtle)
Lineage: Eukaryota; Metazoa; Chordata; Testudines; Geoemydidae
Product: apolipoprotein A-IV-like
Exons: 4
Coding region: 124-912 (262 amino acids)
Biological process (GO): cholesterol homeostasis; lipoprotein metabolic process; positive regulation of lipid biosynthetic process
Cellular component (GO): chylomicron; extracellular region; blood microparticle
Molecular function (GO): phosphatidylcholine-sterol O-acyltransferase activator activity; cholesterol binding; phospholipid binding
Source: RefSeq, a predicted model, not a curated record
AUUCUCUGUGGUUAUUGCCUGUCCCUGGGUUAUAAAUACGGGGAGCAGUGCGGCAGGAGGGCCUGCUGGAGGAGACGGGGACCUGGCAGCCGGCAGAGCAAGGGUCUCAGGGAAGCUCCCAGCAUGAAGCUUUUUGCCCUCGUCCUGACACUGGCCGUCCUGGCAGGCAGCCAGGCCUCUCUCCUCAGCGAUGAGCCCACACCGAGGUUGGAGCAGGUCCGGGAAGCCUUCUGGGAGUACGUGGCCAAAGCCACCAGUUCCACCGAGAAAACCAUGGAGCUGAUCCGUAAAUCGGAGCUGGGCCAAGAGAUCAACAGCCGCAUCAGCCACAGCCUGGUGGCUGCCAACAGCUAUGGCACAGAGCUGCAGAAGCAGCUGCCUCCUGGGGCCCAGGAGCUGGUGGCCAAGCUGAGCAAGGACACAGAGCUGCUGAUGCAGAAGAUUGCAGGGGACCUGCAGGAGCUGAACCAGAAGGUGCAGCCAUACACUGAGGAGCUGCAGCAGAAGGUGCAGCAGAGCGUGGAGGAGCUGCAGGCUCGGCUGGCGCCCUAUGCCGAGGGGCUGCUGGAGCAGGCAGAGCAGCGAGCUGAGACCCUGCGCCGCAGCUUGGUGGCUGGCACACAAGAGUUGAGCGAGAAGCUGCAGCAGAACGUGGAGGAGCUGCGCAGCCAGCUGGGUCCUUACACCCAGGAGCUGAGCGGGCGGCUGCAGCAGCACGUGCAGGAAUUCCAGCAGGGGCUGGAGCCCUACGUGCAGAAGCUGCAGGGGAGCCUUAGCCAGGGCGUGCAGCACGUCCGUCGCAACCUGCACCCCUACGCCGAGGACCUGCGCCAGAAGCUCAACCCCUACGCCGAAGACCUGCAGGGGCGGCUGGGCUCCCUCUGGGCUUCCUUCCUGCAGCACUUCCAGUGAGGGGCCUGCGCUGGUGGGGAGAUGAGAACACAGAGCCAGGUGGGCGGGGUUGAGACACGGACCCCAUCCAUCCAUGGGACUGGGGGAUGGGAGCACAGACCCCAUCCGUGCAUGGAGCCUUCAGAGGUCACAGGUGCUUGAGAGGGGACAGCCUCUCCUCUAAGAGCCCCUGACAUGCCCAGGGUCCCUGUCCCAUCACCCCUAGUCACUCCCUGUGUCUGUAACAACCUCCCGGGGCUCAAUAAACCACCUGCUGAUUAAUCACCCCA